Molecule: messenger RNA, 7656 nt
Organism: Leishmania braziliensis MHOM/BR/75/M2904
Lineage: Eukaryota; Euglenozoa; Kinetoplastea; Trypanosomatida; Trypanosomatidae
Exons: 1
Coding region: 1-7656 (2551 amino acids)
Biological process (GO): protein polyubiquitination; proteasome-mediated ubiquitin-dependent protein catabolic process
Molecular function (GO): ubiquitin protein ligase activity
Source: RefSeq, a predicted model, not a curated record
AUGAGCUCAUUAGCGUUGCUGAGCGACAUUCGCUCAACUUUCUUGGCAGCCUACGACACAAGCCAGAGUUCUGGCGAUAAUACUCUCAGCUCUGUUGGUAGCAUCAUCGGCAGAAGCACCACGACCGCAGCAACCGAGGACGCACGACAGCAUCUCCUGGAACACCUCGGCUUGCUUUGCACGACCAUUUGCAUCUCGGGUGAAGAGUACGUACGAGCAUUUCCGGCGAACCUCUACGUGGCGUUGUUAACAGAGAUCUUGGCUGCCGUUCAUGUGUCGCAGAGGGGCAACGGGUGCGUCAUGAAUCCCCUUACGUUCAACGUGCACGAGAGCAACACGCCAUCCUCCUUGGGUGUCGCAAAUCAGCAAAAAAACGGUGUUGCGAUGAAGAGGCAUCCAAAAAGGCUCUCGGCUCUAUGUAUGUCGUCUCUUGGCAUGCAGGCUGCAUCCCCCGUGGAGGUUCUUGUGCUACGAGCGCUCGCGCUCAUUGCGGAGAUGGUGCCCAGCGGCAGCUUUGCUCUCUGCCCUAGCCGAAACAAGGGGACCAUCGCCACACUGGCACUGUACCUCGGCGAUCCGGGGUUCCUAGUCGUCAACGAGGACCUUACUGAGGAGCUGCUCAAGUGUUUUCGUUACGUCUCUAUGCUCGCCCACAAUGCAUGUCUCCACGCACGGGUGCCAGCGGGCACCGUCAAGCUGCUACGAGUGUUAGAGCCUCACCACUUGCGACUUCUGUGCAUCCAAGUGCUGUCCAACCUCCUUUCACGCGCGCGGGAGUCGGACCUGGAGGGUGUGUGGUCACCUGUAAUGGCCAAGUUGCUGGAGUCGUUUGACGGCUUCCUCCUCGAAGGGUCAUUUCGACUAAGCACCCCCGUAACAGCACGCCGGCUGGCGACAGACGGGUUCUCGACAGAAGCAGUGUUGCCGUCCGUGCCUGUGACAUCAACGGCAGCGACAGCUGCCACUAACAACGCAUACAGCACUCUCACUGCCGCGCGUUUGCUCACACCGAGGGAGGCGGCGAUGCUGCAGCACUACAUGGCGGCGAUUGCGCAUGCUAUCGACCGCCUCCUCGUCUGCGUUGCCUCGAUAAAGGCGCACAUGAAACUAAUCCAUCAUGUGAUUCAAGUCUGCGUGCAGCUGCUGCAUCUGUCGUUGCACAUUAGACCCUCCACAUACGGCGAGUGGCUCCGCACCGUCGCCCUCUCGCCGAUUCUCACCUUUUAUCUGACCAAUCCGACGCUUGCGGUGCCGAUAUUGUUGCAGAUGCGUGUCUGGGAGGCUAUUUGUGUCUGCAUGCUGACACUUGUGGAGCGGCGGGAGGUGCCGCCCGGGGCUUCCAGCGCAGCAGUGAGCAGUGCUUCUCAUGGGACCGAGAGAGCGGGACAUGUACCAACUGGCAACACUGCCAUGCACGGCAAUAGUUCUGCCAACACCACUUCGGCUGCUGUGCCAUCAUCAACAUCCUCAGCACCAAACACGCAGGGCGGCAGCAGCGGGGACGGUAGUAGCGAGGCGGCGGCGGCUACUACGCAGGCCAACGCCGCCCAGCGUGGCAGCCCCGCUCUGACAACAGGCCCAGUGCUAACAACAGACGUAACCACGAUUCCCUUCCUCGCCGAUGAGCUGCGACUGCUCCCGCUGUUGGAAUUUUUGCUAGUGCUGCUCCCAUGCGCUCGCCGCGGGCACUCUCACACUGACUUCCGCAACACCACAUUCCCAUACUUUGGCUGGGCCUGGGAAGAUGACUUCCAUAACGAGACUGAAUGCAGCGAGGCACUGUCGCGACGACUGGAGCGCGUUUAUCAACAGACGCGUAACGGCCGCAAGCAGGAACUCUUUGCGGUGACCCACGGAAAACAGCGCAUCUUUUACAUCGAUUUCCUCAGUAAGUCGUAUCUGAGUCAGCGGCGGGAGCGCCACUGUCUACAUCGCAUGCCUCUUCUGAAGGGCUACGUGCAUAGUACGCAAAACGCCCUGCUACACUCCUGCACGUGCUGUGCUUCUGAGCCGGCCCCUCUCUUCUCCACCUGGGUAAACCCCAACCACAUGCAGAUUCGCACGGCUGAUACCGAAACCGACGACCGGCACGGGAAGUCGGAUGACAAUACCUCCGGUGUCACGGCGGAGGAGGAGGAUGAGGAGGAUGGCUCACAGGCACUGGGAUCAGCGCCGCAAUUGACCGCGAUGGCGCGGGCUUCAUCGUCUCCGUCGUUGCCUGGGAAUAACUCCAGGGGUGGAGGGAGCAGAACUGUCUCCUUAUUCCCAUCCCACUCUCAGGACCAAAGGAGAAACCUGCUACGAACGCCCGAUGUUCGCGCCAGUGACCCCGAUGACGCGGGCGGGAAUCGCGACGCAGUGACGAACCCUUCAGCAGGUCCGCAAUCGAAAGGUGAGCCCGCAAUCCGCACGGGCAGCAGAGGUGCGAGAAUAGUGCACCCCAGCUCCCGUUGUUCUAGCACCACAUACGACGAGAGGAACGAAGAGGAUUCAGAUAAAGUCUACUACUGCACUAUGAACGAAUGUCAUGGUGAGCCCCUGCAGCGCAGCUCGCGCCACCGCGGCGGUGGGCUUGGCUUCCUGUUGUGCAGGUGCGACUGCGGUACCACUGCAACCUCACGGUACCGCAACCGGCAGGUGCAGAUGAAAAACUAUCUUCCUAAUGCCACGACCUCACCUCUCCAUCGAGGACGCUCGCUAGCCGUAACGGUCCUGCCGAUAGAGGCAAUGCUUGAGGAUCCUGGGGAACGGUUGCAGGUGGACCCGGCUACGCGCAAGGCAUUUCUCGGCAAAGGCGUUCUGUCAAACAUACUGUCCACCAUCGUGCCGGCGCUACUCAGCGUGCUGGACAAUUGUGUGAACCCGGUCGUGGCGCGGCAUAGCGUGACGCUAUUACUGCGGUGUCUCUCACUCAGUGCCGACUUACGAACUCAAGUGACAGGCGACUCGAUUGAGCUCUUCAAGGGCGACGACUCUGGAAAAAAAGAGGCAGCCGUUACGACGGCAGCGUCAGAGGUAAGCUCGAAGAGGGGGUGGCGGCGCAUGUCUUUUGGUAGAUGGAUCACUGGCAGAUGGGGCAGCCGCCCGAGGCGUUGGCAGCGCGCGGAGUGGGAGGCGUCGCAGGCAGCGUUGCAGCGACUUGUCCCUUCCCUGCGCCAAGUCCUGGUGAGCCUUUACGUCACAGGAAAGGUGGACAUUGUGGCGGAGCGGCAGGAAAUCUUUGGGUACAUGCGCGACGACCUCUUGAUGGCGGACGAGUUGGCCAGAGUCGGACUGUCAACCGAGUUUUUUGGUUUCCAGUUGGCCUUGCCGUCCGAGCAGCACGUAUGCACGGCAGAUGCGAUUGUGCUGCUUCUCGGCCUCUUUUCCAGUGCUACGGCAGCAGCGUGCGCAACGCCGGUGCCAAGUUCAAAGGUGCUAAAGAAAGGCAAGAAGACAGGUAGUCUUCCCAGACCACCGCGAGAGAACACCAGUGGCGAUAAAAACGCCGGUGUACAGCUAUCGGCGUUUCAAUCGAUAAGCUCGUUUGAGGUGAGCGUGCAGGAGUCCGUGGUGGGCCGACCAACGCCACCAGUUCCUCAGGCAAGCCAUCAAUCGCAGCAUUCGCAGGAUGGCCGUUCCAUCGUGGCUUCUCUGACGUCACUGGGGAUCACGGCGGUGCAGCGCGGGACUCCGUUCUCGCAGGGUAGCCAAAUACGCACCAUCGAGCCAUCGCCACCACAGCGUGUUGGGACUGACAGUCAACCUCAACCUCGGUCAUAUCCCGCCAUGCCCUCGCAGCCUUCCAGUGUCGCGUUCUCGCAGGUAGUCAACGGGAGCUGCUCGACCGGCACAUACACAGUGCCGGAUCGCUUUCCAAAGGCACGCACGGCAGCCACAACAAGCAGCCGCGACGCUAGCGACACUGGUGUCUUCACUCUGCAUCAGAGUACGCUUCUCCUGAGCUAUGCCAGGCAGAUUGUACGCCGAUCGAUUAAGGUGCGGGCUGCAGCGCAGCGGAUUCAUGAGACAAUGAACCAGAAAGUGUUCCACACGCGCGUCCUAAUCGGGGCUUCAGCGACGGGCAAUCGCGGAAUCCAGCAGCUAAGAUCCCGAGAGCUCACCUUGCGCCUCUUCCCUGACUCCAGCUGUCCAUACCACUCCACUUUUGUUGCCUGCACCGAAACGUUUCUCCGUGCCUCGCAGGCCAUGUUAGUGGCCCUGCUCGCUGCGGGGGCGCCAAUGCCGGCCAUGACCAUAGCAACCGCAGCAGAGUCUGAGGACCUGAUGACGAGGCCUGAGACGGCCGUGUUCUUACCUGGUAUUGACGCUGUGGGCCGGCCGCCGUUGGCAUUGCGCCUUGAAGCGGCGCAGCCCACUGAGGGCGUGGGUACUGCGGCAGCAGUGCCCAGCCAAGUACCAUUGCAGUUGAAAGAGGGGGAGAAGAUCUCGGUGGAUGUUGAGCUUUCUGUCAUCCCGACGACCGUGAACGCGGCUGCCAUGCAGGAAGCAGUUGAGCGCGCCAUGGAGGACACCGUAGGGGUGUAUCGUCGCCUCCCGUCUGCGCUGCGGGGUUUGUUGGGGUUCUAUGACUACUGCAAGCAGAACAACAUUGAACUUCGUGCCGCUGUUGUCGAGACGCCAGACAUUCUGGGUGAUAUUGCCACUCAUUUGGAGCAGUGGUUGGCGUCGCGCGCGCGGCAGCGCGAGGACGCUGAGUGCUCUAACGCCAGCAUUGCACUCUCGGCCUACAUUUCAAACAAUUCGUUAGAUGUGAGCAGCCACUGUAGCGCUGAUGCGCUACUACCUAUCCAGCGGCGUCUUCGCCUUGACAGCACCGCUCGCGGCAAGCUGCUUAGUCUGAUAGCCGACUUUGCCACAACGAUUGGGCGCGACCUGGGCCUUGCCACACUGGACCUCGCCCCGUCGGUGGUUACGAAGCAGCCCUGCAGCUUUGAGAAACGUGCAAAGCGCUUCAAAAUCUCUGACGGGAUUCGCUUCCUUGCGUGGCGGCCACUGAGCGUUGUCCUCCACCUCAGGACACUAACGUCCACAAGACAAGUACAGCGCAACGGUCGUAGUACUACCAAUGCUUCUUCCGAAGCGUGGGGAGAAGAGGCACUGACAGAGAAGUCCGUGGUGAUGGUGGGACACACAGAAAUCCCCAUUAUUCCUGAUGUGAAGCUGCGUAACCCAAUGGUGUCAGUGCUCCCAACCGCCACGAUUGGGUUGCUGGCAGAGGCAGUGGCCGCGCAGAUUUCUCUCUCACCAGCCGAUGCCUUGCCAUCAAGCAGCACUCUCAAGUCCAUGCAGCAGUCGCCGCCCACACGGCCACGGGACACAUCGCGGGGGUUUCGUAGCUUGUCGGAGUCGGACUCGCCGAUUUUUGGUGCCAGGCCGAAGUAUAUCACAGAGCAAAAUGGGUUUGAGGAGCGCCUCCGUGACACACCUGCCGCAACGGCGACGACAUCUUCGGCACGACUGCCCAUCUCUGCAGACCGUAUUCUGUUUUUCUUGAAUGACACUCCGCUGUUUUCACCAAUGACGACGCUGCUCGAUGCGCUGACCGCCUUCGCAGUCAGCGGUGCUAGCCUUCGUGACCUUGUGGCGGUGCAGCGGUGCUCGUCUGAAUCUGUAGACGUUCAGAAUGCGAAAAUUACGGCGGCGCUGCCGACGCUGCCGUUUUGGACGCUGACCCAUGCCCUCGAAUUUGUCGUGCUGGCGGAGCCACUGCCAGCGUCGGUGAUGUUGAACUUGAUGGCAUCGCCAUCAGCAUCUUCCGCGGGGAGCUGCUGCUGCUGCGGGUGCGAUGGUCUGAGACCGGCGUUCUUAUGCAGUCCAAAGCACCUCUUCGACGAGGCGCCCUCCAGUGGCCCUCUCGCCCUCUACUCCGUCCUUUCUACCAUGAUGCGAGAGGAUGUCGGAGGCUCUCUGGCAGUGCUACAAAGCAACCAGCGACGACUGAGCAGCGCUGUCGUGCACGAGCUGUACCACCAACUGAACAUGUACAUGUUGCCACCCUUGCUCUGGUGCUCCGGCAUUGGUGUCACUUCGCGCGUAGGACCGGGUGGCUGCGUCGCCAACACUGCCGCCUUGUUGUCAUCUGGGACCUUUCCAUUGGCGUCGUACGUGCUGUGGCGCUAUCCCUAUAUCUUUUCCAUGGAGAUGCGCCUGUCUAUUUUGAAGUUUUUCAUUUCGGCACAGCGUUCGCUGAGUACCGGAGAAGCGAAUCGCCUGCUGCAGAAUUAUCGCCACCUGCUCGUGCGGCGCGAUCGAGCAGAAGAAACGAGGUUGCCGACCAGCAGUGCAGCAGACGACGCUCAUAGCAUUCUCGAGAUUGUGGGACUUCAGUGGAUGUCAAGGGAGGUGGUGCGUCGCCACCGCGUCACGCUCACAGUGCAGCGGCGCAACAUCCUACGCUGCGCGGAGGAUCUGAUACGGCUAGCCAACUGCAAUGUCACCAUCGAUGUGGCCUUCGAUGGUGAAGCGGGCAUCGGAAAUGGUCCUGCGAUGGAGUUCUACGAGCUGAUCGCGGAGGAACUUUUGAAUCCACAGCACGGACUGUGGCGCACCGAGCCAAUCCCAAUUGAUGAACUAACCGACUCGCCGACCUUGAAGACAACGCACUCCCCCGAUCGCAGCAUAAGUCUGUCGACACACAGCGGCGCUGCGGUACGCCGGCGCCCGUGCAUGCCUCUUUUCCCUGCCGCGAAACAGACCCCGACCACCCUUCACUACUGGAAGCUGCUCGGUGUUCUCCUCGGACGUCUGCUGGUGAUUGGGACCACUACCUCGCUUAAUUUUCACCCCUUGCUGCUGCGCCGACUGCGCGGGGAGUCACUCAACUCCACUGCAGGCGAGGCGUCUCGAAACAUGUCCCAGGUGGAUGCAGCACUAGAGUUGACGCUACAUCGACUCGAGAUGAUGGACGCUGGUAGCUUGGCCGCGUGUGAGCUUUUCUUCACGAUCCCCGUGAGCGAGGCUGACGGUUACGUGCCAGGUGAGGUCGAGGUGCUGCCGCUCAUUCCCGGCGGUGCCAAUCGCCGGGUCACGGUGGAUAACGUACAGGAAUACACGCGUUGCUUGCGCACCUACUACCUGCACACGGUGCUCGACCUCGCACUCCUGCACUUGCGCCAAGGACUCCAGCACACCGUGAAUCCGCUGUACCUGCAGCUGUUCAACGUUGGUGAGCUGGGGCGGCUACUAGGCUCGCCGCUGGACGUCAAAGUCUGGGAAACACGAGAGCAGUUCGCCCGCAACGUGGAGGCGGCGCACGGGUACCAUAUAAAGAGUGAUGUUGUGCAGUACCUGCUGGAUAUUGUCCCUGCCUGGAGCGCGCAGAUGCAACAUGCGUUCCUGAAGUUUGUCACCGGCUCCAGCGCUGUGCCGUAUGGCGGGUUCACUCAGCACAUCACGGUAGUGCGGCGAGACGUUGACAACUCUGUGGCGGAUUUGUCGGUCACUCCUACCGCCCACUCCUUCGGAACCAGCGCUGCUGGGCUAGGCGCUACCUCGAGCUUCACUAUCAGCAGCGUCAGCUAUGACAACAGCUUGCCAACCGUCAGCACUUGCUUCUUAUACUUGAAGCUGCCGCGGUAUAGCAGCAAGGCUGUACUGCAGGAUCGACUGCGCUUCGCCGUAUGCGAAGGCCAGUGCUUCUUCUCGUUGACGUAG